AUGUUAAGCGCGCUGGACGUGCUACAAGGAGCCUACUUUGCGACAUGGCAAGGCAUUUAUCCAACAGGAAUUGAUUGGACAUCUGCAGUGAUUGGCACUUAUGUUGCUGGUGCUCUCACCACUAUUACCAAGUCCUUUUCUGAACUUUCCUCGCCAAAAAUGAACGAGAACAUCAUCAAUAAAUACUUCACCGAAGUAGUUGGAUUUUAUUUUGGCCAGGAUGCCUUCUCUCUACGACAGCAAGCCUAUGAUGAUAUGUUAUGGGUAGUUCUUGGUUGGUUGGAUACUGUCAAAUUCAUUGAUUUGCACUCUGAAUUACACUAUUCGAACGACUCUCAGCCAGAGUGGUACGGACAACAAUACAAACCUGCAUUUGCCCACCGGGCGCGACUAUUUUGGGAAUUGGCAUCGCAAGGAUGGGACACGACUCUCUGUGGUGGUGGGAUGAUAUGGUCUCCAUACCUUACUCCAUACAAGAACGCAAUCACCAAUGAACUCUACAUCGCAGCUUCGAUAUCGAUGUACCUAUAUUUCCCUGGAGAUGACAAUCAAUCCCCAUUUAUUCAUUCCAGCCCUACAUAUCCACCUCGCGAUCCGAAAUAUCUACAGGCAGCUGUUGAUGCUUACAAGUGGCUGAGUGGCUCAAAUAUGACGGAUUUGCAAGGUCUAUAUGUCGACGGAUAUCAUAUCUCGAAUCUUUCUGGCGGUGACAAUACCCAUUGCGAUUCUAGAAAUGAAAUGGUAUAUACCUACAAUCAAGGCGUUUUGCUUACCGGACAACGUGGUCUGUAUGACGCGACCGCUGCACGAUCAUACCUUGUGGAUGGCCAUAAACUUAUCGCGAAUGUUAUUAAUGCCACAGGCUACGAUCUGAAAGACAAUGUUGUCAUCUCACCGCCACCCAAAGAUGGUUCCGCAUUGGCAAAGUGGUUUGGUCUUGGUAGAAAUGGAAUACUGGAAGAAGGUUGCGAUUCAAGUGCUUCGUGUUCUCAAAAUGGACAAACUUUCAAAGGCAUAUUCUUUCAUCAUUUGAUUGCAUUCUGUAGUGAUUUGCCACGAGAGCCUAUCGCAGGGACGAAAGAAAGUCUGGAACUCGACAGAGAGUGGCAUUCUGACAAGUGCUCAAAGUAUACAAAAUGGAUCAGGCGAAAUGCCGAAGCUGCAUUAAGUACUAAGAAUGAAGAAGGGAAAUUUGGUAUGUGGUGGGGUGUACCGGCCACUCAGAGUUCAUUUGCAGACUAUACACAGAAUCAGACAUCGGGUGGCUCUGUAGACUAUCGGAAUACUGGAGUUCCAAAGAAUGCCGAAUGGAGAGGAGAGGAAUACCCCAAAGAAGCGAAAGCAAGCAAGACUAGAGAAGGUGUAAAUAACGAUGGUGGGGUAGAAGAUCCCAAUGAUCGAGGUAGAGGAAGAACUGUUGAAACUCAGGGUGGAGGAUUAUCUGUCUUGAGAGCAUUAUGGGAGGUAGAACUGAGAUGA
Botrytis deweyae is the source of this 1479-nucleotide messenger RNA. RefSeq lists its product as uncharacterized. The transcript has 2 exons. Gene Ontology annotation, biological process: carbohydrate metabolic process. The record is from RefSeq and is a predicted model, not a curated record. Lineage: Eukaryota; Fungi; Ascomycota; Leotiomycetes; Helotiales; Sclerotiniaceae. Bases 1 to 1479 code for a protein of 492 amino acids.